Cylicostephanus goldi is the source of this 1563-nucleotide messenger RNA. The record is from the annotation of a GenBank genome assembly. Lineage: Eukaryota; Metazoa; Nematoda; Chromadorea; Rhabditida; Strongylidae.
AUGCGACAUGUUGCAAAUGACCCUAAAAGUCGUGAAGAUUUGGAAGUGCGUGCAGCUGCUGGUGAUUUGCUUGAGAGUUUUACGGCAGACGUGUGCACUGUGCCGGAUUUACUCGUCUUACUGGAUGAAUGUGCAGAAGCCAUCGACGAAGAGUCGCGACAUCGUCUUGAGGAGAAAAUAUUGAAACUCAUAGAAGAGGACUUGGCUGCGGAAGAGUAUAGCGUAGAAGAAGCGCAAGUUUAUCGUAGACUUUUGCAAGAGUACAUCUUAAAGUGGUCUGAGCCCGGAUGCUGCGUUCGCUUAGACUUCAACUCUAUUAGCGCCUGCACUAUAAUUCGCUACUUGGAGUCUGUUGCUUCUUCUCUGAUGGAUUGGAAGUUGCUGGCUGGUUUGAUAGAGGACGCUAAAAACAACGUCGUUUUACCUUCAGCCUUGGAACAGCUAGUCCCAGAUUUUGCGUUGUUGUUGGAUUGUCACUACACUUCUGUCAUGCUUGCGCAGCCACAUUCUAAACCUGUGCCCUACAUAAAAGUUGCUUCUCCUCUUCGCUGCGACCAGCUUGUUGAAGGUUUGCUCACUGGGUCUGAGGAUUCCGUGUCUACCGAGCAAAUCACCACUGCUUUGUUAUCACACAUGAACCAACAACAUGAAGCCUUUCUCGCUCGAGUGUUUUGGAACAGGCUGGAUAGUAAUACACAUGCUCUUUUGACGAGUUUCUGGAAAGCUGCUGAACUAUGUGUGAGACGGAAAACUCACUUGUUGCUGCUUCACAAUAUUCGGGUUCUUCUCGAAUAUCGCCGCUCGCUGAUGCCAUCUAGUGAACACGAAUUUCAAAUCACGCUGUAUUCUGCAGUUUCCACUAUGCUUCAUCAAACGGCGCGCAGUCAGUCUAAAAUGCUCGAUGGAAUGUUCCGUCUAAUAGCCGAAUUGGACACCUUCUCCGCUGCAGAACUUCUGCUUUUGCAGUACAGUGUAACUGAUGAUGUGGAUGAUGUUUCCGAUGCCGCAAAAGAGCUCUUUGAUCUUUGUGUUGAAGAUCUUUGUUCAAGAGGAACAGUUUCGGUAGAUGCUUGUCAUAACCUAGUACCUGCCAGAAUGCUGGAUUGCGAUCAGACUGUGCAUGUUGCUUACGACUACUGUCGCCUUGUUCUGAGUGACCCAAGAUUGGACUCAUUAGAUGUAUUCCGUAGCUGUCUGCACAUACUCUCCUGCAAGGCUUUCAGAGGUCGCUACCUCUACUUUGCCGACGAGGUCGAACAUAAGUCUCAUAGCGUCAGCGACAUCAUUUCACAGUGGAUUGUACCACUGUACAAUGAACUUCUGCCCUCAUCAGAAAAUUUGAACGAUUUCGAUUCAUCAGAUAAUGGUGUCGAAGAGCAGGAUCCAAUCGAAAUCUUAUUGCACACAAUCGGCAAACAUGCAUGUUGCAUUCCCAAGCUCUGCCUGAUGAUGCUGCCACAUGAAUUAGCUUUGCAUGGCACACUUCCGGAUAAGGCUAUCGAGUCCGUGUUCGAUUAUGCAAUAGUUGCUAUCCAAUCAGGUUUGGUGCAGAAGUUACAUUAG